ACAGAAUUUAUGAAAUCGAAGCAAUGUGCUUUAAAAGGAAAAUGUUCAAACAAAUGCAGAAAAUUCAAGUUGUACAAAACUCCUUUAUCGUGGCAAGAGGCACAUGCGGCUUGUCGUGCUGAGCAAGCGUUUUUAGCCAUGCCUUUAAAUUUGAACGAUCACGAAACGCUAAUAACCAUGAUGAGGAAAGGGAACAUUCUACAAACUUGGAUUGGAGUUCGAAAGAGAGAAGGUAUCUUCUACUACGACAAUGGUUCGCUUCUUGGGAACUUCACAAUGUGGGGUCCCGAUCAACCCAAUGACAGCGGUGGCACACAGCAGUGUGUUCAAAUGAUGUCUGAGAUGGAAUAUAUGUGGAACGAUUUCGACUGCGCCAGGCCUGUCGGCUACAUCUGCCAAUACGUGUGGUAGAACAAAGAAGAAACAGUUCUGUUUCUUCCGACAUCCUUUAAAUCAGUACUUGAUAGUUAGAUCACGAAUGUAGAAUUUUAGUGAAGAAUUAAAAGCAUGAAAGACGUCACAUAUUUUUUUUAAAAUUGAAAGAAGCAGAAGAAUUAUUUUAACAUGUGAACUCUUGAUUUUUCUUUCUAGAGUUAAGUUUAAUUAAAAUUUUAAAAAUACUCCAUUUUUCAUUUUUUUAUUUGUUCAGCAUUUUUGCUGUUGUAGAUUGUCCUAUUUUUAUGAUCAUUUCUUUUGUUCAUGUCUUUAUUUUUUUGUUGCAAUAAACUUAUUUACCAAUAGCGAUUAUUCAUAAUAAGCUUAAUUUUUAUUGCAAAAGAAGAUGGGGUUUUAAAAUUUAUGAUUUCAAUUCGUUCAAGUUUAUUUAUUUUCGAAUGUUACCAAAAGUGUUAAACUAAAUUCAGACUUUCACAUAAUAUGAUUUUGAUAUAUUAAGAUAGUAACCGCAAUUUAGCUAGAGGCGCACGAAAUAUUUGUACACGUAUAAACACAUUGUGAUGCUACCAGUAAAACACAACAGAUUUCUUUAUUUAUUAGCAAUUAAAAUCUUUAAUACUUAAAUUUAAAAUUAAAUAGCAGACUAAUAAAUAUUCAUUAAUAUGUUACGAGAACAGAUAGGAUUCUAUUUUUGUGAACAUUUUUGGAAAUAUCGUGCAAAAUGCACGCACGAAUUCACAUAUUUAUUUGAAUUUCAAGAAAGCAUUUUGUUAAAGAGAAGUGAAAUUUAAUGAAUGCACUCUCCUUUUCCUCGUUGCGUAAUUGAAAGCAAUGUGCAUAAUGUUUUACUUUGUCAUCUUUAAUAAUAUAUGCAAAAUGAAAAAUAAUAUUCCGAAUGUCUCUAAGAAUGUUAAAUAAAAAGAUAGUUUCGGAAGAAUAAUAUCUCAAACACAGAAUGUAAAGUUUUGUAGGGUUUUCCUUAUUUUGCAUUAAAAAAAAAAAUAUUUUAAGUUCGAUACCUGUACUGGACUUCUCAACUUCCGCUCACAUUCUCUCGCCAGAAUGUAAAUUAAAGUGAAGAGCUUAUUUAAACGGGUGAAUCUCUUGAGUUUAUUCAGAGCGUGUUUCGCUAGCCAAGCGCACGUUUCCUUGCUAUUUCGCCUGUUACGCUGGUAAGCCUUUGGGCCUUUUCAGAUUUAGUAUCACGCCGGUGAGGUUCUUGUGAGUGAGGCGGUGAGGCCUCAUAGGCGUAACUUGCUAUCUUGCACUAUUUAUUUUAGGUUUGACAUAAACUAUAUUCUACGUUUUAGUUUUCACCGCAAGUUCACGGUGCUUUUUGUAACACACGAAGACCGUGCCUUUCUGUUUAACUGUUUUGUUUUAAUAAAAGGUUAUUUUUACCCUU
Molecule: messenger RNA, 1801 nt
Organism: Stegodyphus dumicola
Lineage: Eukaryota; Metazoa; Arthropoda; Arachnida; Araneae; Eresidae
Product: C-type isolectin Sp-CL4-like
Biological process (GO): ossification
Molecular function (GO): growth factor activity
Source: RefSeq, a predicted model, not a curated record